AUGGUGCUGUACGAUGGUUUCGAGCACGCAAAGGACGAGCCUCAAUUGCUCGGUACCACUGAGAACGAGCUCGGUCUGCGCAAGUGGAUCGAGGACCAGGGCCACGAGCUCGUCACCACCUCGGACAAGGACAGUGCAAACUCGACUUUCGACAAGCACCUUGUUGAUGCCGAGGUCAUCAUCACCACUCCUUUCCACCCCGGUUACCUCACCGCAGAGCGUCUGGCCAAGGCAAAGAACUUGAAGAUUGCCAUCACUGCUGGUAUCGGUUCCGACCACGUUGACCUGAACGCCGCCAACAAGACCAAUGGCGGUAUCACUGUUGCUGAGGUCACUGGCUCCAAUGUUGUUUCCGUCGCCGAGCACGUCGUCAUGACCAUGCUCGUCCUCGUCCGCAAUUACACUCCCGCCCACGAGAUGAUCGCCAAGGGUGACUGGAACGUCGCCGCCGUCGCAAAGAACGAGUACGAUCUCGAGAACAAGGUCGUCGGUACCGUCGCCGUUGGCCGUAUCGGUGAGCGUGUCCUCCGCAGACUGAAGGCAUUCGACUGCAAGGAACUCCUCUACUUCGACUACCAGCCCCUGUCUCCCGAGAAGGAGGCCGAGAUUGGCUGCCGUCGUGUCGACAAGCUCGAGGACAUGCUCGCCCAGUGCGACAUUGUCACCAUCAACUGCCCUCUUCACGAGAAGACCAAGGGUCUCUUCAACAAGGAGUUGAUCUCCAAGAUGAAGAAGGGCUCAUGGCUCGUCAACACCGCCCGUGGCGCCAUCGUCGUCAAGGAAGACGUCGCCGAGGCCCUCAAGUCCGGCCAACUCCGCGGUUACGGUGGUGACGUCUGGGACGUCCAACCCGCACCCAAGGAGCACCCUCUCCGCACCGCCUCCUACAGCACCUGGGGCGGCGGCAACGCCACCGUCCCCCACAUGUCCGGCACCUCCAUCGACGCCCAGAAGCGCUACGCCGCCGGCACAAAGUCGCUGCUCGAGUCCUACUUCAGCGGCAAGCACGACUACAAGCCCGAGGACCUCAUCGUCCAGGGUGGAGACUACGCCACCAAGGCUUAUGGUGAGCGCAAGCAGGCUAGACAGAGCUCUUAG
Messenger RNA from Aureobasidium pullulans EXF-150, 1098 nucleotides. RefSeq lists its product as uncharacterized. The transcript is spliced from 2 exons. NCBI's taxonomy places the organism in Eukaryota, Fungi, Ascomycota, Dothideomycetes, Dothideales, Saccotheciaceae. Gene Ontology annotation, cellular component: cytosol. The coding region runs from base 1 to 1098 and encodes 365 amino acids. Gene Ontology annotation, molecular function: oxidoreductase activity, acting on the CH-OH group of donors, NAD or NADP as acceptor; NAD binding; formate dehydrogenase (NAD+) activity. The record is from RefSeq and is a predicted model, not a curated record.